AAAAUCGUUUAUCGACGAACAAAAUCGAUGCAAGGUUUGUUCACUUCUGCCAAUGUUUACUUUAAGGCCUCUGCGGAGAAAUUCCUACUUCCACCUGUGAGAGCGUCGGACGUCAAUAAAAAGUGCCUUAUCAUCGACCUCGAUGAAACGCUAGUUCAUUCUUCGUUCAAGCCAGUAAAAAACCCGGACUUUGUUAUUCCCGUAGAGAUCGACGGCGUAGUACAUCAGGUGUACGUUUUGAAACGACCAUACGUGGACGAGUUUCUCGCUCGAAUUGGUGAUCGCUACGAAUGUGUCUUGUUCACCGCAAGCCUCGCAAAGUACGCCGAUCCAGUUGCUGAUCUUCUUGAUAAGUGUGGAGUGUUUCGAUCUCGAUUGUUUAGGGAGGCAUGCGUCUAUCACAAAGGAAAUUACGUCAAGGAUUUGGCAAAACUUGGCAGGGAUCUGAAUAAAGUAUUGAUAAUUGACAACUCACCUGCUAGUUAUGCUUUUCAUCCUGAAAAUGCGAUUCCGGUGCCGACGUGGUGGGAUGAUCCAUCGGAUGUUGAGCUGCUCGAUAUUCUGCCACUUCUUGAGCGUCUUGAGAAGGCCGAUUCGAUCUAUGAAGUGCUGAAACACGUAGAUCAGCAAUCGCAGCCGUUCCUUGACCGAACGCAAUAA
Angiostrongylus costaricensis is the source of this 660-nucleotide messenger RNA. The record is from the annotation of a GenBank genome assembly. Lineage: Eukaryota; Metazoa; Nematoda; Chromadorea; Rhabditida; Metastrongylidae.